Messenger RNA from Physeter macrocephalus (sperm whale), 939 nucleotides. Its product is annotated as olfactory receptor 1D5-like. Gene Ontology annotation, molecular function: olfactory receptor activity; G protein-coupled receptor activity. Gene Ontology annotation, biological process: G protein-coupled receptor signaling pathway. Gene Ontology annotation, cellular component: plasma membrane. Lineage: Eukaryota; Metazoa; Chordata; Mammalia; Artiodactyla; Physeteridae. The record is from RefSeq and is a predicted model, not a curated record.
AUGCAUGGAGGCAACCAGAGUGGGGUCUCAGAGUUCCUCUUCCUGGGGAUCUGAGGGAGUGCUGAAGAGCAGCAGAUCCUGUUUUGGAUGUUCCUGUUCAUGUAUCUGAUCACAGUGGUGGGAAAUGUGCUCAUUAUCUUGGCCAUCAGUUUUGAUUCCCACCUGCACACUCCCAUGUACUUAUUCUUGGCCAACCUCUCCUUCACUGACCUCUUCUUUGUUACCAAUACAAUCCCUAAGACAUUGGUGAACCUUUGGUCCCAGAACAAACCCAUCUCAUAUGCAGGGUGUCUGACACAGCUCUACUUCCUGGUCUGCUCGGUGACCCUGGACAACUUCAUCCUGGCCAUGAUGGUAUAUGACCUCUAUGUGGCCAUCUGCUACCCCCUUCACUACAUCACAGACAUAAGCCGGCUCUGUAUUUUGCUCCUCACCUUGUGUUGGGCACUCUCUGUCCUCUAUGGCCUCUUCCUCACCCUCCUCAUGACCAAGGUGACCUUCUGUGGGUCCUGGAGUAUCCACUACAUCUUCUGUGAGAUGUAUGUCCUGCUGAGGCUCACAUGUUCCAACACCCAGAUGAUUCAUACACCACAGAUUACCACAGGCUGCUUCAUCUUCUUCACCCCCUUAGGGAUCAUGAUCAUAUCCUAUGUCUGGAUUGUCAGAACUAUCCUCCAAAUACACUCACCCUCUAGCAAGUACAAAGCCUUCUCCACCUGUGCCUCCCAUUUGGCUGUGGUCUCCCUCUUCUAUGGGACAAUUGGUAUGUUAUAUCUGCAGCCCCUCCACACCUACUCCAUGAAGGACUCAGUAGCCACAGUGAUAUAUGCUCUGGUGACCCUGCUGAUGAACCCUUUCAUCUACAGCCUGAGGAACAAAGACAUGCAUGGGUCUCUGGGAAGACUCCUCUUUGGGAAAGCCUUCCAGAGGUCGACAUGA